Contarinia nasturtii (swede midge) is the source of this 1323-nucleotide messenger RNA. RefSeq lists its product as uncharacterized. The transcript is spliced from 3 exons. The record is from RefSeq and is a predicted model, not a curated record. The coding region runs from base 28 to 1323 and encodes 431 amino acids. Lineage: Eukaryota; Metazoa; Arthropoda; Insecta; Diptera; Cecidomyiidae.
UGAUAAAUAAGUGAUUAAUAAAAAAAAAUGGAGUACUUUUUACAUUAUAUAACAGCGGACAUAAAAUACAAUUUCUGGUGCGAAGAAGAUGGCCACCAAUUCCGUGAGGAUUGGGUAAAGUGUCGCCUAAACAUAAAAUAUUUGGAUUCGCCAGCCAUACAAAUCAGUUGCUAUGCCGUUAAUCAUUAUGAAACAAUUCCGCUGAAUAUUGAUAUAAAUUGUGCCUCGUUCCGUUUUGAACGAGCUGUUGAAGUGUCUGGCAUCAAAUCAAAUAUAUUCGUUCUCAUUUGGACACAAAAUAAUGAAACGAAUGAAUUUUAUAUUUCCAUCGACAAUGAAACACAAUACAAAAAUUAUGAAAUUUAUCUCAACAACUUGAUGAAGAUUUCUCGUAUCGCUGAAAAUGAACGUUCAGAAGCCGAUCCCAUCGAGCCAUUAUCAGUUUCAUGUAUUCAAAGUAUUCACAGUUCAUCGCUAUCAUUGUUCAUCACAUCAAUAUACAUCGAAGAUGAUAAAAUGACUAAUGAUAAAUCAAUGGCGAAGGCAGACAAUGAAAAAAUGCAAUCGAGUCUAUCGUUGAUGAAGAGAGCCACAAAAUAUGCGGCCAAAAAAUUACGCCGAAUGUUUACGAAAUUGAUGAAGCCAUCAUGUAAGCCUGUUGAAACUGUUUCAAGCUUCACCGCAAGUACUCCAGCUAUUGAUACAAAUGGCGCCUAUAUUAACUUUAAUAGCAAUAUCGACGAUUUUGCGGACAUACAUUUGAGUGACGAGUCAAGAUUCUCGCGACGAAGCACAAUGGCUAUGGACAAUUUGCAUCAUAAAAAUAUGAAAAAGAAUCGCUUAUCUAGCAGCUCUUUUGAUUCAACCGAAACAACAAUGACCACAUUAAGUGCAGUAAGCACUGUUACGCGUGAUGUGAUUGCCAAUCCAAUUGUGAAUUUUGAUUUGAUUUAUGCACGAAAUGAAAGCGAAUUGACAAUAAAAGAGCCAAAAGAAGGAAAGAAAAUUUUCCGGAAAGGAACACCGUACAAAAUGAGAAUGUCACAUAAAUUGGCAUUGCGUAAUCAAAUGGCUGAACUACAGUCGAAUGAGAGGGAAAUCGCGUUUGAAUCGAAUGAAAAUAACGAACGGUUGGUUCCGACGUUGCCGGAAACUAAAUCGAUUUGCAUGAAUGAAAUUGAUCCACAGUCAAAAUCAGAGUCAAUUUCAUAUUUUAUUCGAACGGAAAAGAAGAAAAAAUCAUUUGCGAAACAGGUGGCGCAAACAUAUCGACAAUUAUUAAAAACAAUUGCUUCAAAUACACCAUUUCUUGGAAACGCAUAA